This is a messenger RNA of Seminavis robusta, 2187 nucleotides long. NCBI's taxonomy places the organism in Eukaryota, Bacillariophyta, Bacillariophyceae, Naviculales, Naviculaceae. The record is from the annotation of a GenBank genome assembly.
AUGGAUUCUUCGAAAAGUACUAUCAAUAGCAAAGAAGAGAUGAAUGGCAGCGUCAAUGGUCAACCAGUUGGUUUGGUCGGGAAACUGGUUCUACUCGAAGAGCUUGACCAAAGGGAUCGGGAGAAAUCUCGACUGACAGUCCCUGAUGCACAUGGUACACCACAACCACAACCACAACCACAACCACAACAACCUAGGCCAGUGACGUCCAAACGAAAUGAUCCUGACACAGCAAGCAAAGCCAUAGGCAAAACCCCAGAAGGACGUCAUCCCAGUCUUGACAUGUCAGAGAGCAACAACUCCUUGAUGGGAAUUAUCGGAAAGAGACUCAUUCUAGCGCAAGAGUUCCCUAAUGCAGUGACCUGCCCUCUGGAUAGUGCAAGUGCAAACACCAGGGAAGCUUCGGUUCUACAGCUCUCGGUUACCAAUCAAAAUCAUAGGAAUUCUAUUGGAGUUUCUACCGCAAGGAAUCCAAAGAAACCCGAGCAACCGCCAAGACAGGAUGAUGUGCACACGCAACAGGAUCAACAAGUUCUAAUAGGAGCAUUGGCAGUAGGAGGGGUUGGAACUGGAGAAGAACAAGAUGGAUCCUCAGGAACCAGCAUUCCCGACCUGGAACAGCAAGAUUUAGUUCGUGAUAAUCAUCAUGACAAUCAUAAUGCGGGCCUGGUGGAAGCAGAGACAGUGGACGACCUGGAACAGCCCAAAGCCAUAGCAAUUCCUACCAUUGACAGCACCAACACCAGACAUUCCAUUACUCAGAAGUAUCAACUUCGCUUUGCCGCAGUGGCACCCACCACAACAAGAGAUACCGCCGCAGCACCUGCAAUUGAAACUGCCUUGAAAGUUGUUUUCGGCAGGGACUACUUCCAACAUGUGGAAGAAACUGGAAAAGGUAAUGAUGAUAACCUUGCUGAAUUCUUGCUGGAAACAAGGCAGAGAGCAUUUGAUUGGAUUGUCAAUCAGGACCCAAUGCAGCUGGAGUAUGAUUCUCCCAACUUGGUUCAGCGGUUUGUUCUCGUGCUCUUCUACUAUCAGACUACUAGACAUCAACCUUGGAAAGAGUGCAACCCACCAGAAGCUACUCAAGAGAGUGCCAUGUCUGGUUUCUGUUAUGAAUCUCAUCAAUCUUCUGGUAAAUUAGUAACAACCAUCUGGGGUGAUCAGUGGCUCUCUGCCAGUCAUGAAUGCCAUUGGGCUGGAAUUUCCUGUGAAACUGUGCAAUCAGUGGAUAAGACAGUUGUUGAGCUGUAUCUUUAUUCUAAUGAUCUUAAUGGCCCUCUUCCCCGGGAGAUCACAAGAUUGUCCCUGCUGCGAAAUCUACGGCUCCACAACAACAUGCUGACUGGAGCACUGCCAACAAAACUAUUUUCCAAAAAAGCAGGUUUUGCCCUGGAAACUCUUGUUUUGUACCAGAAUCGAUUUUCUGGCACUAUUCCCAUAGAAUGGGUUGCAAGCCUUCUUGAAGGAAAUGGAAAACUUACCAUUCUUGAUCUGAAUAUGAACACUUUGACCGGGAGUAUUCCAUCAGAGUUGGGUCUACUUCCUUUGAAAAGGCUCAUACUCACAAGCAACACUCUCACAGGUUCAAUUCCGCAUGAACUACUCAACCUAACUUCACUUGAACGGCUUUUCUUAGGCGAAAAUGAUCUCACCGGGACUUUGCCAAGCGAAAUUGGACAGCUCACCAAUUUGGAGUACCUGUAUUUGAAUUACAAUAAUAUUUCUGGAUCCUUGCCCUCAGAGAUUGGCUUGUUAAGCCAGCUUGUUGAACUCUCUCUCUCUAACACCAACAUGCGAGGGGCAAUCCCUGAAGAAAUCCACAGUGGACUUGCAAAUCUUGGUGCUUUGUCCUUGGAUGGAUGCAACUUUACUGGGACUAUCAGCCCAUCACUUGGCCUCUUGACAGAUCUCAAAAAGCUGCACGUCUCCAACAACCACUUCCAUGGCACUAUUCCCAGUGAGAUCGAGGCAUUGACACUACUAAGGGAGCUUCAGGUGAAUGGGAAUGAUCUAUCUGGCACAGUUCCAGUCUCUUUCUGCACGACUCGCUAUGCUGGGGAAAUAGGUUCCAAGGUUGUGGCUGACUGUUUGCCCAAUACAGAAACUGGAAUUCCUGCAAUCCAGUGUCCUUCUGAUUGCUGCACCAGUUGCUGCGAUGACACAGGAGUUUGCCUUGCCAAUUAA